AGGCUCUUUUGCCACGGGCCGCCCCCGCACCGUCUGUGCAGCGCGGCCGCAUGGCGGCCCUGAGUGCUGGGCCGUGCCCCGCCGCGUGGCUCUCCCGCUGCCCCGCCCGCCGCCGCCCGCAGGGCGACGUGGCGCCGGGCCCGCAGCGGCCCGCAGCCGCGACGAGGCCCACGGGCACCGCGGCGACUCCCGCGGGCGGCGCCGGGGAGGAGCGGCUCUGCCGCUACUGCUUCGAGGGGGGGGAGGCGGGCGAGCUCAUUUCGCCCUGCCGGUGCACGGGGGGCCAGAAGUGGGUCCACCUCGAUUGCCUGCGCCGCUGGCAGCGCACCGUUCUGGUCUCGCAGCCAUCGCACCCUGACCUCUACGAGAGCGACACGAGGCAGCGCGUGUGCGGCGUGUGCAAGGCGGAGUUCGCCCUCCCGCCACCGUCGAGGCAGGAGCUCCUCGCGUCGUUCACGGGCCCCGAGCUCGCGGCCCUGAUCGAGGAGGGGUGCGUCAUUGGCUCCUCGGAGGAGUUCAGCCGCGAGUUGGAGAGCCAGAUGUCGGCUUUCCCCGAGGUGGUCCAGGAGACCGCCGCCUGCAGGAACUGGAUCCGGGGCGUCUUCUUAAUCGUGAAGGUCGUUGAGGAUCGUGAGAGGAGCGCGGUGCAUCUCGCCAUCAACGAGCACGAGGACCUCGCGCGACUCCUCCUGCGGCUGGAGGCGGACUCGCAGACGCUGCACGUCCGCGGGCGCAAGUUCCGGCUGAUGCCCCAGGGCCCCCUGCAGGAGCUGUCGGAGGACUCGCCCCCGCACCGCUGGCGCGCGGCCAUCUCCGCCCUGCGGGCGCCCACCGCCCUGCGACUGCGCCCAGAGCCUGCGGCGGACUGCGGCGAGGACGGCAUCGUGGCCGUCAACCUGACGCGGCCGGUGGACCUCUCGCGGCCGGCGCGGCGCCGAGUGUUCGAGGCGGCGGCCCGGCGGGCGGGCUUCGGGCGGCCGGGGGGCGCGGAGCCGGGCGCCCCGCCCGCGCAGGUGACGCACCUCCUCGGCGGCCCCUGCGAGGACGAGGAGGUCUCCGCCUGCGUCCUGCUCUCCGGAGGGGGCCAGACCGUGGUGCGGGAGCCGGGCGCCCUGUGCGCCGGGCUGGCCAUGGCCGAGCGCGCCGCGGCGGCGGAGGGCGCGGCCGGCCCGCCGCCGCAGAAGCGGAGGCGCUCGCAGCAGCUGCCGUGGGGCUGCUGGCGGCGGCGCCCGCGCGGCGCCGCGGCGGCGGCGGAAGGCGCCGCGGCGCGGCGGGCGGCGGGUGAGCCCGUGCGUCUGCUGGUGUUCUGGGGCUACGCUGGGUGGAGCAGGUGCCAGCUGAUGGGCGAGAUCGCCCGCGGGUCGUGGGGCCUGUGCAGGGCGCCGGACGGCCUCGCCGCGGCGGAGCACUCGGAGGUCUGGGGGGCCGUGUACCGCCGCCUGCUGUUCGCCCCGAGGUCGGAGCUGUCCGAUAGCUACGGCGACCGCACGCCCGAGGAGGCCGCGCAGAGGCGGGAGCUGCGGCGGAUGGCCAUCCUGCAGGAGCUGAUCCGCAGGCGCCCCAGCGAGCUGCGCCGCCUGCGGUCGGCGCGGCGGGCGCCCGGCAGCGGCGGCGAGGAGAGCGGGGCCGCGGCGACCGCAUCGGAGGGGGAGCGCGGCGAGGAGGCUGGCGAGACGGAGGAGUCCACGGACAGCAGCGAGGAGGAGUAGAUCGGGGAGCCGCUCCCGACGGGUCCGCGAGCACCGGGGUGGAGCGGCGGCGGGGGUCGUGCUGGUGGCAGUCGGGGGGGGAAGCUGGCGAGAGCUGAACUGGACUAUCAGUGGCGGAGCAAGCAAGGCGCCGAGUGAGAGUGAUGGUCGGCCCUUCUCUUCUCCCUCCGCUCUCCUGACUAUUCUCCCCUUCCUCUUUAUUGAAUAGGAUGGUCUGCCGCCGUCUAGUUUCAGCGCUGGCGCGUACCUGUAUAACGUACGGGGAAGUUUAACAUGGCAAUCAACAUCUGAUUGCCGCCAUGCUGUCGUCUUACGUACAGCUUCCACCCCCCGCAAUUAUAGUUAAUACCGGAGCUGGGAUCGAUCCCAGCUCGCGAUCCACGAAACGUACGCAUAGUGCGGUGUGGACGCAAAUUCGCACUUACAUUCGCAUCCGCAUGAGUACCACCCUCCAUCCUUGAAUUGCCUAAGUUAAGCAUUACAUUCAACAGAUUUUAGCUGCCGUGUUUUCUUUCGCACAGCUUCCAACCAUUGCAAUUCUAGUUCCUCUUCC
Messenger RNA from Prorocentrum cordatum, 2262 nucleotides. The record is from the annotation of a GenBank genome assembly. NCBI's taxonomy places the organism in Eukaryota, Dinophyceae, Prorocentrales, Prorocentraceae.